UCCGUAACCGGAAAUGUUUACAAUAUAUGCCAACUGGACGCCACUUGUCUAGCUGCUAAAAUCAGACGGCUGAUGAUGAGUGUUUUCUUAUUUAAACAAAUAUCGAUCGAAAUAUUGGGAUAUUUCACUUUGGGUGAGAUCUAGACGUCGUGUAUGUUCGUUGCUCCAAGAUGGCGUCCGUUCUUCGCUUUGCUGGAGAUUUUAAUUGGUGAAAAAGUACAGAAAGGUUGAUUCUUUGCCUCCCCAGAUGUGGCCACCGCAUCUGCUGAGACUUCUAUUCAUGAACGGCAAAGAUGCUUUGAUUGGGCGGCUGUGGCUUGGCCUGGAGGGAUGACAGGACUUCAGCAGACAUGGAGACAGUAGAGACACACAAACAGCUGGAGACGCCAUAUUUAGUCUAAUCUACUCAGGAUCACUGAAAAGCCUAUUUUCAUAUCUUUUUCUAUUCCAAGCUGUUUUUGUUAGUUAUAUAGUAAAGCCAUACUCAGCUGUCAGCCUUCACGAUGAGCUCUGAGGGCUUUCAGUACCGAGCACUGUACGACUACAAGAAGGAGAGGGAGGAGGACAUCGACCUGCAUGUUGGAGACAUGCUGCUGGUCAGUAAAGGAGCGUUGCUCGCUCUUGGCUGCAGCAACGGAGCAGAGGAGCGUCCUUCGGAGAUCGGCUGGCUGCCGGGCUUCAACGAGACAACACAGGAGAAAGGCGACUUUCCAGGGACAUACGUGGAGUUUAUUGGCAGAAAGAGGAUGUCCCCGCCCACCCCGAAGCCCCGCCCACCCAGGCCGCCAUCUGCAACGUCUGUGAGGACCGACUCCGAGUCAGAAGGCUUUAUGUUGCCAGACCUCCCUGAGCAGUUUGGACCCCCGGACACAGCCCCUCCCCUCCUCAGCAGACUGAUGGAGGCCAUAGAGUCCAAAGGUCUGGACAGUCUCAAUGUAUAUCGCAGUCUGAGUGGAGGAAGUCUGGACACCCGGCAGCUGGCCGACACUGACCUGGAGCAGUUAGAGGUGUCGUCCCUGUGUGACGGGGUGUUCCGGUUCCUGCAGGAUCUACCCGGUCCCGUCCUCCCCUCAGUGUUGCAGGCCGACAUGAUUCACGGAGUGCAAGAGGUCCGGGACCUAGAGGAAUGUGCUCAGGUGCUGCGGGGGGUGGCCAGCUCGCCAACCUGCCCGGCACAGUACGGCCUGACCCUGCUCAGCGUGGUCCGACACCUGGCCCGGCUCUGUAUGCACAGCACCAGGAACCAGCUGAGCCCCCGAAACCUGGCGGAGAGCUUCAGCCCACUGCUGUUCAGACAGGCAGCAGGGCUUGACUCUAGUCUGGAUCCUCUGGUUCAGGUCCUGGAGGUUCUGAUAACCAGCGAGCUCAACAUGAACCAGGCUGCACCAGCGUUGCCUCCUAAACCGGUGAAGUCUUCAACUCCAGCACCUUCCUGUAGUUUCAACAACAGUAUUUCUCUGCAGGAUGCUGAGUGGUACUGGGGAGACAUCUCCAGAGAGGAGGUUAAUGAGAAGCUGAGAGACACAGCUGACGGUACAUUCCUGGUUCGAGACGCCUCCACUAAGAUGCAUGGCGAUUACACCCUGACUUUGAGGAAAGGAGGCAACAACAAACUGAUAAAGAUCUUCCACCGGGAGGGGAAGUACGGCUUCUCCGACCCUUUGACGUUCAGCUCUGUGGUGGAGCUGAUCAACCAUUACCGCCACGAGUCCCUCGCCCAGUACAACCCCAAACUGGACGUCAAGCUGCUCUACCCGGUCUCCAAACACCAGCAGGACCAGGUGGUGAAGGAGGACAGCAUUGAAGCUGUGGGGAAGAAGCUCCAUGAGUAUCACCUGCAGUACCAGGAGAAGAACCGAGAGUACGACAGACUGUAUGAGGAGUACACCAGAACCUCCCAGGAGAUCCAGAUGAAGAGGACGGCCAUCGAGGCGUUCAACGAGACCAUAAAGAUCUUCGAGGAGCAGUGUCAGACUCAGGAGCGCUUCAGCAAAGAGUACAUCGAGAAGUUUCGCCGAGAGGGCAACGACAAGGAGAUUCAGAGGAUCAUGGAGAACUAUGAAAAGCUGAAGUCUCGGAUCAGUGAGAUCGUGGACAGUAAGCGUCACCUGGAGGUGGACCUGAAGAAACAGGCCGCAGACUACAGAGAGAUUGACAAGAAGAUGAACAGCAUCAAACCAGACCUGAUCCAGCUCCGCAAGACCAGGGACCAGUACCUCAUGUGGUUGACUCAGAAAGGGGUUCGUCAGAGGAAACUCAACGAGUGGCUCGGCCUGAAGAACGAAACCACAGAGGAUGAGUACAGCAUGGUGGAGGAUGAAGAGGACCUUCCUCAUCAUGAUGAGCGUCUGUGGCGUCUUGGAAACAUCAACCGCAUUCAGGCCGAGUCUUUGCUCCGCGGAAAGAGAGACGGGACCUUCCUGGUCCGAGACAGCAGCAAGCCGGGCUGCUACGCCUGCUCUGUGGUUGUGGACGGGGAGGUGAAACACUGCGUCAUUAACAAGACCGGCACCGGUUUUGGGUUUGCGGAGCCCUACAACCUGUACGGCUCUCUGAAGGAGCUGGUGCUGCACUACCAGCACACCUCACUGGUCCAACACAAUGACUCGCUCAACGUCACGCUGGCCUUCCCUGUUUACAGCCAGCAGAGACGGUGACCCGCCUGGCCCCCACCACCACCCUAGACCCGCUGCAGAACCACAACGGGCCCACGUCACACAUUUAAUGUUUCAAGCUUUGCAGGAUAAAUCAGCACAACAGCGACACCCUCGACAUCGAGAAAUCUGUUCAAUUUGUAGGACUUUUAUAAAUCGUCCUGGUGCUGCGGAUCUCAGUGUGUACAGUUCAGUACACUGAAGAUGUAUUUUUUUGUUAAAUGCUUGGUUACAUCCUGUAGGAGUGUUGACAAUUCAAAACUAUUAUUUUACAGUGAACAUGAAGCUUUAGCUUCCUGUGAGGGGGGGUAAAUUCUCAGUAAAAAGACGGUUAAGUUAAUCAUUGAGUCAUCAGUCAUUGAGCUGAUUUGGUGCCGAAGAUCAACUUGAGGUUUGGGAUCGCAUGGGAACCGUUUUAGUUUGUUCUGAAAGAUUUAAGCAUUGCUACAUCAGAAAGAAAUGAGGGUAAGAGUUUCCCUUAAAGACGAUUAGAAAGACAUUCCUCCUUUUUUAGGUUUAUUGCAGGACGCAACGUAUAUAUUCAAUGAAGUAUUUUGCAAUGAUAUUAAAUGAUUUGGACACCUCUAAGAAACCGUUUUAAAACCCACAGUAGACAUUAUUUGGUAUGAAUAUAAUGAACUACUGAUUAAAAUAUCUUGUUUAUGGUUAAUAAAUAAUUUGUAAAGCAUCUAUUAUUAUUUAGCUAUUGUCACCGCACAAAGGAUCAAUUAUCUUUUAUAGAGCACCAAAAAAAGGGGAUUUAAUGGGGCCAAAUUAAUGAUUUAUAAACCACUCAUCAAUAACUAAUUAUGAAAAGCAUUAGAUGCCAUAUUAUAUUAUUCAUCAAAAUGUUUAUAGAUGCUUUACAAAACAAUUAAAAUUGACCAAGUAUACUACAUUUAUUAAUUCACAAAACUAUGAUACAUUUACAUAAAUGAUAACAUUAUUAUUAAUUAGUAAACAUAAACAGUAACAUGACCACUAACUCAUCUAUGAUGGUUAUUGUAAAGGGUUAACGAAGUGAAAAGUAAAGUGAAAAGCGCUCAAACGGUUUUUAGGUUUUAAAAAAUGCUUCUACAGAGAGGCCUGUUUAGAUUUAUCUACCUUAUGAACACAAAUGCUUCAGGCUCGUUCUGAGACGCGUUCCAUGUGAUCACAGACUCGGUGUGAGUUGAUACUGCGACUGAUACUGAUACUGGGCGCUUCCCAGUUCAAUUUCCGUGUCCUGUCUGAGGAGAAAUGAGGUGCUGAAAUGUCGUGUUUUGUCUCUUGGAGGUCAGAGCUGGAUCCAUAGACUUCUCCUUUAAUCUGAACUGCUGAUCCAGCACGCUUCAACAGAACGGAACUACGGACGGAUGAUGAUGAUGAUGAUGAUGAUGUCAAAGACAAAAUGGUGGACAAUCCAGAGAGGCUUCUCUUGCAUAAACACUGUGAGUUACUGAACGAGGUUUAAAAUGAGGGCAAACAGACUGACCUGCAUUUUUAUAUAUUGGGAGAGAAAUAACCAGAAACCUUUUGUCAUCCAAAGACACCCCCCCCCCCCCACACACACACACCUUCCCUCAAUCUCCAACCCAAAUAUCCCAGCGGUGUUAUUCAAGGUCCAGUUUCUUCAGGCUUUGUUGAGUUAUAGAGUGUCAUAGACUCUUUUGGUGUAGAGUGUCGUAUAAUUUUGCAGAGCGGUGGAAUGAUGCUUCAACUCUUUCAUUUCAAUAAACGUCUGGCAGCACAAAGAUUUACUCCUGCUGGAUGAAAACUCACAAAAUCAGGAAUGACAAGAACUGGAUCUUCCUGGAUCUACUCCUCUAAAGUCUCAAGGACUCGUGGAGAAAACGCAGCCUGUAAACCCUCGUGUCGACGCUCAGCUGAUCACAAAUCACAAUUUUUAUCUUUAUGGAUUACAUUUUUGUUCCUUUUUUUGUGUGCAUUUGGACACACGGUUUCCUUUAAACCAGGUACACGAGCUGAAACUGUCUGCAAGGAUUCUGAAAGUAUUACAUUUGUUGUCAUGGUAACCACCUUGUAACUUGUUUGAAGUUUUAAGCUUUUAUCCACACAUUGGAUUGGUUUUGGAAAUUGUUAUCAUGUUUCUAAUUUGUUUGGAAAUAUCCUGAAGUUUUCAUUUACUUAUUCCACAAAAGUCCUUUUUUUUUCAUUCUGACAUUAAACCAAACUAGUGAACACAAACAAGAAUCUGUAACAGGAGACUUUGAGAAGUUGUGAGAACUGAUGAAUAAAACAUUUGGUUUGAAUGUC
Molecule: messenger RNA, 4910 nt
Organism: Etheostoma cragini (Arkansas darter)
Lineage: Eukaryota; Metazoa; Chordata; Actinopteri; Perciformes; Percidae
Product: phosphatidylinositol 3-kinase regulatory subunit alpha-like
Exons: 17
Coding region: 504-2657 (717 amino acids)
Biological process (GO): phosphatidylinositol phosphate biosynthetic process; insulin receptor signaling pathway
Cellular component (GO): phosphatidylinositol 3-kinase complex
Molecular function (GO): protein binding; 1-phosphatidylinositol-3-kinase regulator activity
Source: RefSeq, a predicted model, not a curated record